Molecule: messenger RNA, 1626 nt
Organism: Neospora caninum
Lineage: Eukaryota; Apicomplexa; Conoidasida; Eucoccidiorida; Sarcocystidae
Product: putative adenosine transporter
Exons: 2
Coding region: 1-1626 (541 amino acids)
Biological process (GO): nucleoside transmembrane transport
Cellular component (GO): plasma membrane
Molecular function (GO): nucleoside transmembrane transporter activity
Source: RefSeq, a predicted model, not a curated record
AUGGAGGAUUCAAAGCCCAACUUCUUGCCCACGCCAGGGCUGCCUGUCGUUGCAGUCACCCGCCCAGGGGUUCUCUCUGUGGCUGACAUAGAUAUUCCCCCCUUCGAUGAUAUCACCCAAUCGGCCUCACCUGUCGAGGAAACGAAGAUGGCGUCGGUUGCAGUAGAUGUCCACUCGAAGCCGGCGGGAGGUUUGGCCAAAACGGCAAUGGAUUUGCCCAGCAAGUCGAAAACCUCUCCCUUUAAUCCCACUCUGGCGUACCUGACCUUUAUGUUUGUCGGGGCGAAUUCUUUAAUAAACUGGAUUUUCGUGAUGCAAACCAUUCCCUUCAUUGCGCACGCGUUUCUGGACGACCAGGAUUGGAACAACACGCUUCUGGGGUCCUUCCAGGCGAUCGAAGUCGUCGUCCAGCUCGCAAUGCUUGAACUCGGCAGCACACAUGUCAACGUGGUUUGCCUUACGGGAGUUAUUAACGCACUUGCGGGGCUGUUGAUCGUCCCUCUGACCCUUUAUACAAGCAAGACAGUUGCUGUGUGGAUGCUGCAUCUCGUGUGUCUAGUUCUCGGCGCAUGCUCGGGCGUUUACCAGGGCUCUGGGUAUGCCAUUGCCUCCAUGAUGCCCCGGAACUUUGUGAGCGCCGUAUCAACAGGUCAGGGGUUGGCAGGUAUGUUUGUCUUUGUCGUUGUGAUUGGAGCUUCCUUCGCGAUUUUCGACGUCGACACCGCGGCCGGGACAGAAGGCAUUGUGUGGACCGGCUUCACAAUUUCCGCAAUUCUCUCAGUUCUCUGUGCGGCGUCCUUCUUCGUCGUCAUGCGCAAGUCGUGGGCGGUAUCGUGUCUGGAGCGCGUCCGAGCAGAGCGACGCGCCAAGCGAGACGCUGCACGGGCCUGCAAAAGGAACAAGGCGCAGCAAACGCCCCGGGGAGGGGCUGCGGAAUCACCAUCCGUCGAGAGUGAUGGGUACACACGAGACCAGUCUUCGGCACAGAUGACUAUGGUGACGAUGCUGCCUCCGGACGUCCAGGAGCCUCGGGCGGCGGAAAAGGAGGAACAAGGAAGGGAAGUGAAGGCGACGGAGGGGACGGAAGGGCCGGCAGGUCCGUUUGGCGUUCGCCCGUGGCCUUUUGUCCUGAAAGCUGCACUUCCCUGGCUCUUUAUGCUGAUUUUGCACAUGUUCAUCAGCUUCCAUUUGUUUCCCAAGGUUGGGCCUCUCUCAUGGAACUAUGAGAACCCACCUAAGAAUUACCUAGUCAUCUUAUUCGGCAUUUUCUACGUUGCGGAGUUUAUUGGGAGAUCCCUGCCCGACCUCUGCACCAUCAAAGGCCUGGGCUUCCUUCAUCUGCCUCGACGGGCCUUUGUCAUCGCCGAGCUCGCCCGCCUGCUCUUCUUCAUCCCCUUUGUCCUUGGAUACGCAGUCAGUAACGUCCCGUUCGUCAACAAUUUCUACUGGUACUGCUGCCUCAUUGGAGCACUCUCUCUCACUCAAGGCUGGCUAGGGACACUCGCUUUCUACUAUGCCGUCAACAGUGUCGAGUCGCCGACUGAGAGAGAACUCACCGGCCCUAUGGCAGCUAUCGCCUCUCCCUUUGGCUGCGUCAUCGGGCUGUACACCGCUGCUCCGUAUUAG